AUGGCGGCAGAAAUGCAAUUGCGUCGUUUCGAAGAUGAAUUAGCUGAUGAGAUCGAACUAGCGCUUGCUGCAGCAUCAUCUGUUAUUUUUCUCACUAGAAAACAAAGGAAGGACAGGCGUCCUGAUGAGCGCAGGAGAAAUACUUGGUGGUCUGAAGGCUAUCAGUCUUGGAGUGAUGCAGCAUUCAAGAGGCGCUUCAGAGUGUCUCGUGCGACGUUUGAUUUUCUUCUUAACGAAAUUGGUCACGAAAUUGUUAAACAACCAACUCGAAUGAAACCCCAUCCAACAACUCUUGAUACACAAUUGGCAAUUUGUUUGUAUCGGUUGGCACAUGGAGUUACCUAUCUAACAGUAGGAGAUUUAUUUGGUGUUGCUGCAUCAACUGCUUAUUGCAUCUUCAUGGACGUUUGCAAAGUGCUGGUCAAGAUCUUGUAUGACAGGUUUAUUUACCUACCAAAGACAAUAGAUGAAUGGACACACGAACUCCAAGGGUUUCUUGAAAAUUGGGAGUUUCCAUGUGUUGGGGCAUGGGAUGGCUUUCAUGUAUAUGUUUCAAGUGCACCUGGCUCAACUCAUGAUUCAAGGCUUUUAAAGAAUUGUGAAGUAUACUCAGAAAUUGAACAUGGCAAAGUGCUGCCAAAAAAAUCACAGAACCUACAACCCUAUGGAGAAAUACCACUUACAACUGUUGGUGAUUCAGCCUUUCCAUCCCACUCGUGGUUGCUUAAGCCAUACAAAGAAGGAAUCGAGAACCCCAAAAGAAAUGAUCCAUGUAAGCCCAGAUGGCGCCUUGAAGUAAACCAGCUCAAUCUCAUUCGUGGAUCUGGCCAAGCAACAAAUGCAGCUGAAGAUGUAAGAUGCAUGAUAUCUAAUUGGCUAUGGACAUUGCGGCAAGAAAGAGCCAUAUAA
Molecule: messenger RNA, 909 nt
Organism: Xenia sp. Carnegie-2017
Lineage: Eukaryota; Metazoa; Cnidaria; Anthozoa; Malacalcyonacea; Xeniidae
Exons: 4
Coding region: 1-909 (302 amino acids)
Source: RefSeq, a predicted model, not a curated record